AUGUCCUCUACCACCAUCCCUCCUCCACCUCCCCCUCCAAUAGAACAAAUAAAUCCAUUUAAUAAUUCACAACAACAAGACCCCCACCCCCACCACCCCCACAACCACCAUCACCAACAACUUUCUCCCUUACUUUCUUCUUCCUCAUUUUCCUCUUCAUCUUCCCCAAAUUCUUCAACAGAACAGCAACAAACAGAGGAUCCAAUAAUGACUAAUUCAACUAUAUCUUCUGUUAUUUCCCCCUCCUCUACUACUUCUGCCUCGGCUUCUUCCUCUGCUGGAGGGUCUAAAUGUUCAGUAACCACAAAUCCUGCUAGGAGAGCACCGGAUAUGCAAAUGGGAAAAUGUCCAUGGGUGCGUGUUUAUGACAAUGUAACAUACAUUGUCGCGGCGAUAGCUCUUCGUGAAGGCAAAGAAGGCAGAGAAGUUUUACUUAUGCGCGAAGCAAAAGAAAAAUGCCGUGGAAAGUGGUAUAUACCUGCUGGACAUGUUGAACCUGGGGAGACUAUUGAAGAUGCAGUAAAGAGAGAAUUGCGUGAAGAGACGGGCUUAGAAUGUGAAGUACAAAGCUUGCUGUGUUGUGAAGUUAGAGGAUCGGGGUGGUAUAGACUUGCAUUUGCUGUUAACCCGACAACUGAUAAUUUAAAGAAGGAACCGGAUCAAGAAUCGUUGGGUGCAGGUUGGCAUCCACUUGCUCUAAUUAGACGAAAGCCCUGUCCUCUACAAUUACGUUGUCGGGAUUUUUUUGAAAUACUUCACCAGGCCGAGCGUUUUUACAAUUGGAGAGUGUCCUCCCUUCCAAAAACAAUUUCUUCUUGGUCCCCAAUUUUGUGUAAAGACGAGGCGCAACCUGGGCUUUUUGCUGAAUUUGUUAUUGUGAGGGAUGUUAGACAACCAAAGGAAAUGGCUGCCAACUGUCCACAAUUGACUAAACUUCCUCAACAUUCUCCUCGUUCCCUUGAGUGUUUAGUUCACAAAUGCAUUAAGGACCAACGACAAUUACUGGAUGAAUUGAGUUUGCCGGAUGCUUUUCCUGCGGUUGAAUUUGGCUUUGAAUUCUUCCUACCCUCAGUACUCUCCAAAGUCUAUCGACACGUUUUGACCGAUGGACAUUCUGUUUUAGAAUUGCCUGAGGCGGUAACGGCCAUUUGGUGUUUACCCUCUCCACAGUCUUCCGUCCGGCAUGGAAUUCGUCUUCGUUUAAUUUGUAGACACAGAAAGUCUGCAAUGAGGGCACAAAUAAAUGCUCCCCAACGUUAUCAUUGGCUGGAGUUGAAUAGUGUUGAUGUGCUAGCCUCUUUGUAUUUAUUGGAUGACCAGUUUAGACCGAGACUUUUCCUACUCUAA
Molecule: messenger RNA, 1347 nt
Organism: Meloidogyne enterolobii
Lineage: Eukaryota; Metazoa; Nematoda; Chromadorea; Rhabditida; Meloidogynidae
Source: the annotation of a GenBank genome assembly